UGAUAAUUUCUUUUCCUUACCUACACGCUUGUAGCGUUGCACGUGUAAAUUUAUAAAAUUUGCUCGAUAUCUGUAAAACAUGGAUAAACCUAAUGUCCUCGCCCGCGUUGUUAAAGUUCUUGGUCGUACUGGAUCUCAAGGACAAUGUACCCAGGUGAAAGUGGAGUUCCUCGGAGAAACCAGCCGUCAAAUUAUAAGGAACGUGAAGGGUCCGGUUAGAGAUGGCGAUAUCCUAACCCUCUUAGAAUCAGAACGCGAAGCUAGGAGAUUAAGAUAAGCAGAUUAUCCUGACUUUAAUUAGGUUAAGACUUCAAUUCAAAUUCUUAUUGAACAGCAUACUGUCAAAGAUCAUCCAUCCCUAUGCUUGUGUAAUAAAUAAUUUAAAACUCA
This is a messenger RNA of Leptidea sinapis, 390 nucleotides long. RefSeq names its product 40S ribosomal protein S28 (gene RpS28b). The transcript is spliced from 2 exons. The record is from RefSeq and is a predicted model, not a curated record. NCBI's taxonomy places the organism in Eukaryota, Metazoa, Arthropoda, Insecta, Lepidoptera, Pieridae. Gene Ontology annotation, biological process: maturation of SSU-rRNA; translation; ribosomal small subunit assembly. Gene Ontology annotation, cellular component: ribosome; cytosolic small ribosomal subunit. Gene Ontology annotation, molecular function: structural constituent of ribosome. Bases 80 to 277 code for a protein of 65 amino acids.